Lutzomyia longipalpis is the source of this 2199-nucleotide messenger RNA. RefSeq names its product dolichyl-diphosphooligosaccharide--protein glycosyltransferase subunit 2 (gene OstDelta). Lineage: Eukaryota; Metazoa; Arthropoda; Insecta; Diptera; Psychodidae. The record is from RefSeq and is a predicted model, not a curated record. Gene Ontology annotation, cellular component: oligosaccharyltransferase complex; membrane. The transcript is spliced from 2 exons. Bases 140 to 2038 code for a protein of 632 amino acids. Gene Ontology annotation, biological process: protein N-linked glycosylation.
AUAGAAUACGCUAAUUGAGUCAACGUUAUUGACGUGUCGUUUUUGUGUUUGUGGAGAUUUUUGGAGGAGGACAAGUCUGCAUUUUCCUGCAUUUUCCCUGUGAAUUUCCACCGGAACUCGAGAUCUCCACACCUCAGCGAUGCGGCAAAUAUAUUGCCUUCUGUUCCUAAUCCUGCAUUUGUGGUGCUGUGCCGCUGAUCGAACAACCAACAGCUACCUCAGUCCAACAGAUGAGCGCCUCCAGCGGGUAUUCCUGGAUGGUGUAAAGUCCUCAGACCUACAAACAAUCUACUAUUCAGUCCUCAAUUACGGCUCCCGGCUGUCCAGUGCUGAGAAGGAAGCUCUCUGCUCACGCGUAAAGUCUCUGCACGCUGAAUCGAAGCUCAAUGAAUUUGAGAAGAAUUUCUACUUGAUUGGCAUUCAUGCUGAGCUCAAAUGCAGCACCCCCGUGCCCUCGAGCAUCAUCUCCACUCUCGAGGGUGCCCUGGCCAAGGAUGCCACCACAGCUCCUGAGGUUUACUUCAACUUCUACGCCGCUAAAGCUGCUGGGAUUGCCCUCGAUGAUGCUGCCAAGUUGCGUGCUGUUAAAAAUCUCCAGGCAAUCCUCAAAAAGGAUGACUCCCUGUCAAAUCUCGGGCAUGCCUUUGCUGUGGCAGCUGAAGCUGGUGGGAAUGGUGUGUUGAUCCUGGAUCGCGUUGAAGAUGCCAUCGCACAGGCUGAUGAAGUUGACGGGAAGAUGUUACAAUUCGAAGGGGGGCUCAGUAUCACAGCUCUCGUCCUCAGUGGGGCCCUGAAGCUCACAGCUGCCCAGAAGAAGCCACAUCCCAUCACCCCGGUGCAGGCUACAAAAUUCGCCACUUACUUCCUGUCCAGGCGCUCAGUGCAGACGGCAAAGGGAGCUCAUGUCCUCCUGGACGCACUGACAACGCUGAAUCAGCAGAAGGGGAUUGCUCCCAUCUGCGUACAGGUUAUUGGGAAUGGGCAGCUCCAACCGGAGGAUCUUCAGGUGAAUUUCCGUGUUGUUGAUCUCCUUGGGAAUGCCGUCUCACCGGCUCUGGACAGCAUUACUGCUUCUGUCACAGCUAAGCCAGGAAGUACUUCCGUGGCCAAGGAUGUGAAGCUGACGCUCAAGGGCUCGGACAAGACAGUCUUUGCGUUGGAUUUGAAACAAGCAAAACCCGGACGUGGGCUGUACGUUGCCGAUCUCACCGCGGGAACCUUCAAGCAGACAGUUGAACUGAAGAUUCUCGGACGUGUCAAAGUGGCCAGCCUGGAGGUGGGAAUUGGGGAUUCAGACAGUAGUUCAGCCGUUAAGAAGCAAUCAGUGACGUACCCAGAUAAACUCUCAUCAUCUCUGAGUGCGGAUUCCCAACAAAAGGUCGUCAUGAAGGUAUCCCUCGUGGAUGAGGUGUCCGGAAAGCCAAUUUCCGUCCAUCAGGCUUUCGUGCGCUUCGAGAAUGCCCAGACGGGUGAGGAGAUUGUCUUUGUGGCCGAGCAGGACACGAGUAAAGCCUACAAGUUUGACAUGGAUGUCGGAGCGAGGAGUAGUGACUUCUCCCACACUUCCGGGAAGUACCAAAUGGAGCUCAUUGUGGGUGAUGCUUCACUCUCAAACAGCUUCCGUUGGCACGUGGCGAAUAUUAACCUGAAAUUCCCACAAGACGGGAGCCCAGCUGCUGCCCAGGAAUCCGUGUACAAGCCCAAGAAGGAGAUUGUUCAUCAAUUCCGUGCCCCUGAGAAGCGUCCAGCACGAUUUGUUUCGGAUCUCUUCACGGGGAUCUGCUGCAUUCCCCUGCUGAUUCUCUUCAUCCUGUGGAUUCGUCUGCGUGUCAACAUUUCCAAUUUCCCCUUCUCCCUCUCAGCCAUUGGGUUCCACGUUGGCCUGGGUGCCAUCCUUUUCCUCUUCUUUGUCUUUUGGGUACAGCUGGACAUGUUUACCACCAUCCGGUACCUCCUGCCCCUCGCACUCUUCACCUUCCUCUGCGGGAAUCGCCUCCUACGAUCACUGGCGGCUAAGAGAACUGCCCACGAGAAGUGAGGGAGAACCCUCCGAGGGGAAAAUUUACAGAAAACAUUCACAGCGCCCCCAGAAUUCAGUGGAUGGCGCGCAACCCAGUCGAGUCUCCGAGGCUCUGGCCUUUUUAACACCAUUUUCAGGGCGGGGGGAAGAUGAAUAAAGAACAAUGAGUUGAAAAACAA